Staurois parvus is the source of this 415-nucleotide messenger RNA. The record is from the annotation of a GenBank genome assembly. Lineage: Eukaryota; Metazoa; Chordata; Amphibia; Anura; Ranidae.
ACCAGUGCUGGGCAGAGUUCAGUAAUAUUUGGCCCUGUUGCCAGCUCUUCUGCUGGAGGCACACCGGCUGGUUCCUCCUCAGCAGAAAAGUCAAUCAAAUCCCCAGUCUCUAGAAGUCUAUCAAAUCCCCAGUCUCUGGAAUUUCCACUGCUGAUUCUUGGGCAUGCUGUUGCCUGUAUGCCCUUACCAGAUGCUUUUAUUUCAUCAGUAAGUAUUCCAGAUCUGGUUCAAGCUCUGAGACCCCUGUGAGACCGAACAUAGCCUCUCUGUCUUCUCGCAGGUCCUCAAGGGUAGGUUCUCCUUUAUCGCCAAACACAAAAUGAUCUGUAAAGCUCUCUCACAGCAGUCCAGGCCCACCAAAGUCAUAUCCCUCCGGUGAGCAUUCUGUUGUCACCCCUAAAUAUUCCUGCUCUGC